This is a messenger RNA of Mycosarcoma maydis (corn smut), 1116 nucleotides long. RefSeq lists its product as uncharacterized. The transcript has a single exon. Gene Ontology annotation, molecular function: oxidoreductase activity, acting on the CH-CH group of donors, NAD or NADP as acceptor. Lineage: Eukaryota; Fungi; Basidiomycota; Ustilaginomycetes; Ustilaginales. Bases 1 to 1116 code for a protein of 371 amino acids. The record is from RefSeq and is a predicted model, not a curated record.
AUGGUCACGAACCACCAGGUGCUCUUCAACAAGACUCAACCCACCGGUCUGCCCAAGCCAGGCGAGACCACCAAGCCAGGCUCUGCCGAGCUCGACAUUGACAAUGUUGCUCUCAACGGUGGCGUCCUGACGCGCAACAUUGCUGUCUCUCUCGACCCUACCAUGCGCAAUCGUAUGAAAGGCAACAACGGCUACUUUUCAGCACCAUAUGUUGUCGGUCAGCCUGUCACCGCUAUCGGUAUCGCCGAAGUAGUCCGAUCCGAGGUGAACGAUUUUGCUCCCGGUGAUAUUGUCUACGCCUGGUCCACCGGUAUCGAAGACUACACCAUCCACCCAGCCGCUGCGGCUGCUACAUUCCGGAAAUUUGACCCGGCCCAGUUGAACAACGGCCUUUCGAUCACCACUUACCUCGGUGCAGCUGGUAUGGCAGGUAUGACCGCCUACAUGUCGCUCAAGGAGAUCAUUGGCGAUCUUAAGCCGGGCAACAAGAUGUUCGUCUCGGGUGCUGCUGGUGCGGUCGGUCAGCUGGUCGUGCAGCUUUGUCACCAGGCUGGUGUGGGAGUGAUUGCCUCGGCCGGCUCGGACGAAAAGUGCGAGUUCGUGCGCUCGCUCGGGGCGGAGGAAUCGAUCAACUACAAGACCGAAGACCUCCGCGCCAAGCUCAAAGCGUUUGCCGCCGAUACUGGAAUCCACUACUACUUUGACAAUGUCGGCGGUGACCAACUAGAAGCAUACAUCGACAACGCCGCGCGCUACGGUAUCAUUGUCGCAUGCGGCUACAUCUCUGGUUACAACGCCGAAAAACCCGAAGACGUCGUUUACCCGAAAAACUUGUUCAACGUCAUCACAAAGGAGCUCAAGUACCAAGGCUUCAUUGUCAGCUCGUACAUCCCCAAGUGGCUCGGCAAGUUCAUGGACGAGGUACCCAAGAUGCUUGCCGACGGUACCAUCAAGAACCGAGAGGAUGUCACGUUUGGUGUCUACGGCGCCGAGGAUGCGUUUUUGCGAUUGUUCACCGGCGACAACUCGGGCAAGGUGGCAGUAUUGAUCGAUACCGACAGAGCCGAAAAGUGGAACUUGAAGAAGCAAAUGGAUGCAUCCAAGGUGUGGAAGUGA